This is a messenger RNA of Coprinopsis cinerea okayama7#130, 210 nucleotides long. RefSeq names its product fungal mating-type pheromone. Gene Ontology annotation, molecular function: mating pheromone activity. Lineage: Eukaryota; Fungi; Basidiomycota; Agaricomycetes; Agaricales; Psathyrellaceae. The record is from RefSeq and is a predicted model, not a curated record. The transcript has a single exon. The coding region runs from base 1 to 210 and encodes 69 amino acids. Gene Ontology annotation, cellular component: membrane.
AUGUGCGACACAUUUAACACUCUCACACUCAACGCUUAUGCCGAGGACCCGACGCCUCGCCUCUCGAACUCAACCACCAACGAGAUAACAUCAACUGCCCCGUCUGACCAUACCUCACUUACUCUGGAGGAAUUGAUCGACCUUCCAGUCGACCAUGAGCGACGAACUGCAGGUAGCAGCGGCCAGACUUGGUUCUGCGUUAUCGCAUGA